AUGAAGUCAGUAUUGGAGGCAGCCAACCUGCCUUCCCAGCACCCCUACGCCCAGGUGGCUCAACCUCUGCCCCCACUAUCACCCGGAACCACAACCGGUCAGCCUAACCCUCCUCCCCAUCAUCCCUGUGCCCUGGCAACCCAAACCACCUUCCCACCAUCCCAGUGCCUUAGCGGACCAACCCGCAUCACACUGUCCUUGUACCUAGAAGGCCCAAUCCACCAACUUGCUAACCCACCUGGCCCAACCGGCCUCUCCACUCUCCACGCGGCCUGGCGACCUAAACCACCUUCCCUACAGUUCCUGUACCAUGCUGUCCCAACCCACGUACACUCUGUUCUCACACCAAGCCGGUCCAACCCACCUACUCACUGUCCCUGCACCAUCCUGACCAACCCACCUACCCACUGUCCCUGCACCACACCGGCACAAACCAUCUACCUACUGUCCCCGCACCACACCGCUCUAACCCACCUACCCACUUCCAACCAGCCUCCCAACCGUCCACACACCCUGGCGGCCCAACCCUCUUCCCCACAGUCCCCUUGCCCUGGCGGCCCAAUUUGCCUCCUCACCAUCCCUGGACCCCAGGAGCCCAAACCGCCUCCCAACAGUAUCCCUAUCUGGACGGCCCAUCCUGCCUCUCCACUGUCCCCAGCUGCCCAACCCAACACCCCACCAUCCUUGCGCCUCGGCAACCCAACCCACCAGCCCCUGUCCAGAAAGCCCAACCCACCUUCUGACUGUACCUGCUCUGCCACAGACCAACCUGCCUGCCCACUGUCCCACUGCCCGAGCUGCCCAACCCACCACUCCUAUGAACCUGCGAUACAAUGGCCCAAAUUGCCUUCCCACUGCCCUGGCUCCCUGGUAUGCCAACCCAACUCCCAACCGUCAUUGCACUCCGGCGGACCAACCACGCCUCCCCACCGUCCCCCUGCACCAGCGGCCCAUGGGAGGCUGAGCUGA
This is a messenger RNA of Macrobrachium nipponense, 969 nucleotides long. RefSeq lists its product as uncharacterized. NCBI's taxonomy places the organism in Eukaryota, Metazoa, Arthropoda, Malacostraca, Decapoda, Palaemonidae. Bases 1 to 969 code for a protein of 322 amino acids. The transcript has 4 exons. The record is from RefSeq and is a predicted model, not a curated record.